Zingiber officinale is the source of this 1685-nucleotide messenger RNA. Its product is annotated as serine/threonine-protein kinase RIPK-like. Gene Ontology annotation, molecular function: protein kinase activity; ATP binding. The record is from RefSeq and is a predicted model, not a curated record. Gene Ontology annotation, biological process: protein phosphorylation. Bases 16 to 1353 code for a protein of 445 amino acids. Lineage: Eukaryota; Viridiplantae; Streptophyta; Magnoliopsida; Zingiberales; Zingiberaceae. The transcript has 5 exons.
UAUCCAUUGGGUUUGAUGGCGGAGCAGAGUCACCGGCGCCGGUCGUUCUCCUCCUGGCUGAUCAGCUGCUUGGGCGGCGGCGGCGGAGGAGGAGGAGGAGGAGGAGGAGGGGAGUACAACGAGAGCAGUUCGGAUUCGGGUCAGAGGGUGUCGUGGGAUUUGGACCCGCUGUCGCUGGAGGACUUAUCGCUGACGCUGGCGGGGUCGAACCUGGUGGCGUUCACCAUAGCGGAGCUGAAGACGGCGACGAGGAACUUCACCAUGACCAACCUGCUCGGAUCCGGCGGGUUCGGGCACGUCUACAAGGGGUUCGUCGACGAGCGGAUCCGGCCGGGGAUCCGGCCGCAGCAGGUCGCCGUCAAGUCGCUGGACCUCGACGGGCAGCAGGGACACCGGGAGUGGCUGGCUGAGGUCGUGUACUUGGGUCAGCUGAGGCAUCCACAUCUUGUUAAAUUGAUCGGAUAUUGUUGCGAGGAUGAGCACCGGAUGCUGGUCUACGAGUACAUGCCGAGAGGGAGCUUGGAGAAUCAAUUGUUCAAGAGAUUGCUUGCCUCGUUGCCAUGGUCGACCAGGCUGAAGAUCGCCGUCGGAGCUGCCAAGGGACUGGCGUUUCUCCACGAGGCCGAGAAGCCGGUCAUUUAUCGCGAUUUCAAAGCUUCGAAUAUCUUGCUCGACGAGGAUUACACGGUGAAGCUCUCUGAUUUCGGGCUGGCGAAGGACGGGCCGCAAGGCGACCGGACCCACGUCAGCACGCGCGUCAUGGGCACGCAUGGAUACGCAGCGCCGGAGUACAUUUUGACCGGGCAUUUGACUGCGAAGAGCGACGUGUAUAGCUUCGGAGUGGUGUUGCUGGAGCUGCUGGCGGGGCGGCGGUGCGUCGACAAGAACAGGCCGAACCGGCAGAAGAACCUGGUCGACUGGGCGCGGCCGUACCUGAACAGCGCGGAGAAGCUGAGGCGGGUCAUGGACCCGGGCCUCGACGGGCUCUACUCCGUCAAAGGCGCGCAGAAGGCGGCGGCGCUGGCUUACAAGUGCUUGAGCCCGACGCCGAAGUCGAGGCCGAGCAUGAAAAGCGUGGUGGAGGCGCUGGAGCCGCUGGUGAGCUUGAACGACGUGCCGUUUGACUCCUUCAUCUACGUGGCGCCCAAGGAGGAAGACAAGGCCAAGGAGAAGGCGCAGCUGGAGGUGGUCGAAGAAAAGAAUCUGCACAACAACCGCGAUCAGAGGCACAAACAGAGGUUCCCCAAUUCCGUGAUCCACUCCGAGGUCACUCUCCAUAAGGACGGCAAGAACUUGUUUAGGAACUCUCAUUUUCGAAGGUCCAAGGGCCACAGCCAAGAGCGCGGGGCGUGAGCUCAGGCAGGCAGACAGGCAUGCACAUACAUAAAUACGACAUACGAUAGGUUGACUAUGAGUUUACAGUGCUGUUACGUUCGUUGAUGUUUUUGUUUCUUGCUAGUUUCGAUCUGCUGUGAAGUGGAUUUUUAAGGUGUUUUGAAGUAGUAAAACAAAAAAAAAAAGAAAAAAAGGAGAAGAACGUACGAUCGAGAGAGGCCAUCAGCUUGCAAGAGUUGUUGAUGGUUGCUUCUUUGAUUUGAUUUUUCAUGUUUGUUGUCGCCUCUUUCAUUCCUUGUACAAAUCUAAGUUGAAGUAGCACAAAAGUGUGCUGUUGAUCUGUUCGAAUA